UCAGGCCUCCCACACGGCGUGAGCGCCCGAAUCACUUGCUGGAUCACCACGUUUAUCACCUUCGAGCGCUGCAUCUGUUUAGUGUUUCCGUUGCGCACCAAAUCUGUAUUCACACAAAGGCGCACCGUCUCAGCCAUCGUUUUGAUCGCGCUGUCCGUCUCGGCUGGCAUCUCCCCGAUGUUCUUCGCGAGGCAGGUCGUCCCUGUUCACGACGUCCGAUUCAACAAAACGAAAUUCGGUCUAGUCUAUCGCGAGAACGGCAUUAGCGUAGAGAGCGUAGGCUUGUACUUCAACGCCACGUCUCUGAUCUGCUGCAUCGUCCUUGACAUCGUCUGCACUUCCGCUAUCGUCCGCGUCUUGGUGCUGAAAUCAAAAUGGCGGCGCCCGGCGGCCACGGCGGACGUGUUCGCGGGUUUGACGCAGAGAGAUAAGAAAGUCGUCAAGCUCGUCACGUUGAUAUCGUGCAUGUUUCUGGCCUGCGUUGGUCCGUACGGCGUUAAUUUUAUCUUGAUGGUCCUUCUGACACCAGAGUACAACAUAAACGGUCUGUACCAGAACGUGUUCUCGGUGGUCUGGGGCAUGAUCCACACCUUCGAGGCCGUCAAGAGCUCCGCGAACGUCCUGGUUUAUUAUAACAUGAACAGCAAAUUC
Molecule: messenger RNA, 651 nt
Organism: Lymnaea stagnalis (great pond snail)
Lineage: Eukaryota; Metazoa; Mollusca; Gastropoda; Lymnaeidae
Source: the annotation of a GenBank genome assembly